AUGGCUUACGAAGAUGAAUAUGAUGACUACGAAGAAGAGCUAAGAAGUGACCGUCGGCGGCGUCUUCAGCUUUACCUUCUGAUUAUGUUGCUGGCUUGCGGCAUUGGUCUCGGGGUUUUAUGGAACAGGAUUGUCAUCACGGUGCAGUCCGGUGAGGCUGGCGUUCUGUAUCGCUGGCUUUCCGGAACGGAAUUGUCGCGGAUCUACGGUGAGGGGCUUCAUAUCAUCUGGCCGUGGAACAAGAUGAACAUCUACAAUGUCCGGCUGCAGACCAAAGAGCGCAAUUACACGAUGUUGACCAGAGACGGUCUUCCGGUCGAUCUGCAAAUCGCAGUGCGCUAUCAGCCUGAUGUACGUCUUUUGCCUUUGUUGCACGUAACGGUUGGCCCGGACUAUCUGGAAAAAAUCGUAUUCCCGGAAACCGAAGCCGUCCUGCGCCGAUCAGUCGGCCAGUACACGCCUGAACAGGUCUACACAUCCAAACGCGGAUUUCUUGAAACAGUCGUAAUUCGAAGUCUGACGAGUGUCGAAGACCGUUAUGUUAUCGUCGAUGAUGUUCUCGUUCGGAACGUCGAACUGCCGGCGGCUGUGCGGUUGGCCAUCGAAAACAAACUGACCCUGUCUGAACAGGAAAAGGCUUACACCUAUCGCCUUCAGAUCGAGCAGAAGGAAGCGGAACGCAAGGUUAUCGAGGCAGAAGGCAUCAAGAAAUACCAGAACAUUGUCAAACAAAGCCUGACGGAGGAUCUGCUGCGCUGGCAAGGGGUUCAGGCAACCAAGGAUCUGGCCUCGUCUCCGAAUUCCAAGACAGUUGUCAUCGGUUCCGGCAAGGAUGGUUUACCGCUGAUUCUGGGCAGUGACCGAUAG
Molecule: messenger RNA, 867 nt
Organism: Effrenium voratum
Lineage: Eukaryota; Dinophyceae; Suessiales; Symbiodiniaceae
Source: the annotation of a GenBank genome assembly